CGUGUUUCUAUUUAAAGCUACCGGAUGUCUACUAAGGCGAAGUUAAUAGUGACAGUUUUGUAUCGAAUGCAGAAGUAUUGAGAAAUAAACAUAGUAAUUUGCAUUAAAUGUGCCACCGUUUAAAGUGAGUCUAAGUGUACACUAAAUUCUCAAAAUAAAUAAAAAGAACGUUGAGUGUGUUGAACUUACGAGAGCCUUCCGAUUCAUUCGGCAGCCUACAAUAUUUCAAAUGCUUGCAACAUAAAAAUUGCCUACGUUUGUGUGGGUAAUCUCGGCAUUGACUGUGUUCCGUGCGCGCUCGCACACAAGGAUACGCCAAGCGGCAACCAAAAACGGUACCCGUUGUGUGUGGUUGCCGAACCGACAUCAUUUAGUUGUCAAACGUGGACGAGUAAGCAUUGCCAAGAUGUGUGCUGCCGGUCGUCAAAACGCAUAUCAGAAGGAAGUUUUGUGAAGUGGAAAACGAUAAGUGCAGAGAGAGAGAGAGAAAGCCGAAGUAAGUGUAAGAAGAGAAGGUGAGCAAGAGAUGGGAGUGAAGACCUCAGCAUAAAACUGGUUCGGUUGCGCGCGCUCAAUCAACUGCUUGUUCUGCCGGCGUGUAUUUUAUUAUUUUUCGACAAUCUGUGCUGUGUUUACUGUCAGAGGAACGCGAAUAGCUCCGGCCGGAGAGCGUGUAUUGGUGAAGAAGCUUUAUGUGGUGUUAUUAAAUUGGGGUUGUGUUAAAAGAUUGUUUUCGAUUUCGUGCUAAGUGAUGGGAAAAGGUUUCUUGAUUUUGCGUAAAAAAUAUGUGGAAGAAAUCGAAUUUGAAGCUUAAACGGGACGAGUGCAACGAACGAUUGGAAUACUGUGCAUUUGGAUUACACAAUUUAUUGGAUUAGCUGUUUGGUGAGAAGGAUAUAACAUCAGCAAUGACGGCAGAAGUGGCUAAAGUGACCAAGACAACUAAGGUUGUUAGUGGUCCAGAAUCACCAUAUAAACCGGCUCGGAUCCAUUUGAGUUCGGUUAAUCCCUAUGUUACAUGUAAUCUUUGUAAAGGUUACUUGAUUGAUGCAACCACGAUAGUCGAGUGUCUACAUUCGUUUUGUCAUAGCUGUAUCAUGAAACACUUGCGUACGGAACAGUACUGUCCUCAGUGCGAGAUGAUGAUAAACAAAGCGAAACCGAACAUCAAACCGGACGCUACCCUGCAGGCUAUCGUAUACAAGCUGGUUCCAGGGUUGUACGAGAAGGAAUUGCUCCGGAAGCGAGCUUUUUACCGUCAAAAUCCGGAAAUGGCCGCCUUGGCCACUCCGGAGCAGCGGGGCGAAGACACCGAGCAUCUAAUCUUCGGUCCCAGCGAAGAGUUUCAACUAUCGCUGGAGUACGCUGACAAGGAGCUUGCCGGCGACAACGAAGAGCUAAAGCGGCCCAAGUAUCUGCAGUGUCCGGCGAUGGUAAGGAUUGCUUGCCUGAAGAAAUUCAUCAUCAACAAGUACAACAUUCCUACGCAUCUGUACUACGUGGAAAUCAUGUACAAAGUGCAAACGAUUACCCUUCCGGACCAUUAUACCUUAAUGGAUGUUGCAUAUAUCUACACCUGGAAGAAAAACGAUUCGAUGGAAUUCUUUUUCCGCAUUCGUACUCAUGAGAUGAAAUCGGUCGAGCUACCGGAGGUGCCCUUGCGGAGAUCCCCCAGCAUUUCCACCGGUCGCCAGAGCAGUACCAGUGCACUGGCCACCAUCAAGGAAGAGGACAACAUUGAUGGCAGUGAGAGUGUUGCUCUCAUUAAACCUAGUGAUAUCAAACGGGAGGAACCGAGCCUGACGGAUGGGGAGGGAAAACUGGGUGAUGACACUAGUUUGACAAUAGCAACAUCACUAACGCCAACGGUGAUGACGCCAAUGACGACAACAACCGCAACGACUGCUACUGGUGCAGCAAUCCGACCAACACCGGUUGAUAUCGUUGCUAGUGUAAGUGAAGCUAUCCUGGAUGUAAAGCCUAACGUGAUAGCAAUGGGCAAACCGCAGCAGGAGAAUCGGUGCAACAGUGGCGAGCGUGCUGGAAUUGGUGCUCCAGCUGCCGCUCCUGUCGAGCCACCCAAGGUGAAGAAAAAUGAAUCGAUAAAGCUGAAAAUAGAAAUGAAUAAAAACACCUAUGUUAGUAUCCUUCAAAGUCCUCAGCCGGAAAUCGGCAGCAAGCAUCAUAAAUCGGACAAGUCUGAAAAAGUGAAAAAGAAGAAGUCUGAGGAUAAGGAAAAAUGUGUUAAUAAGAUUAAAUCAUCCAGUGAUCUCAAAAUUAAAAUAGAAAAAGUGAAAGAUGGGCUAGUCAGUGUUAAGAAAGAUGGGAAAAGCAGUAGGAAGACACCAUACAAAGUAGAACUGAGUGGUGCAAGUGAUUUCAAGAACAACAAUAAGCAAAGUGUUAAUGACUCUGAGCUAAAAAAAGCGAAAAAAGAAGCGCAAAAAUUGGAUAAAAGUGUGAAGAAAGUGAAGUCGCCGAAGAGAAAUUCAGAACUUGAAAAAGUGCAUCCUUCUAUAGUGCUUAAAAUAGAUCAGAAAAGUCCCGAACUAUCGACGUCUACGUUAAAAAUAGUUUCUCAAUCAUUCGCCACAUCCUCGCCAAAGCCGAAGGCCGAACUAAGUUUGGAGGAUGAGAAAUCUCAGUUUCUUAAUUCGUUCGAGUUGACUCCAAUCAAGUCACUUCAAGGUAAUCAAUCAAGGUCCCCCUCAUGCUCACCGGGAUCUUCCAGUUCAUCAUCGUCUACGAACAACGAACCAAAACAAGGCAAGCGCAAGAACAAAGAUUCCCUAAAUGGUCGUUCUGUUCCAAAGAAACCAAAACUCUCUGAUGACGAAAUGAAGGCACUCGUAGAAAGAACCGUUCAGCAAAAUAUUAAGUCCACUGUCAAUAAUAAAACAACGCCACCACCACCCACACCAACCUCGGUUCCAAUUCGUGUGGUCAAACAAGAGCUUGAAACAUCUCCUUCAACGAAGAAUGUGGUGCUUGCUCAACCAUUACCGAUAAAGUCCGAACUUUCGGUCAAAAGUCCUCCCAAACAAGAACCCAAAACAAAACCUUUCGACUUCAAACCGCCUUCAUCGUUGCCUCCACCAGUAGUGACGACCACGAACAUCCCAGCUCCCAAGCCUGCUCAGCCUGUGAUGAUUGCUCCCAAACCUUCUUCGGAACUUAUGAAACGACCCGCUGUGCCUUCGUUCCCAAAACCAAUUCAGGCGGCUAAAAAGCUACCUCCCCUUUUGCCGAAAGAUGUCGACUAUAUGAAAAACCACAAACAAAAACUGCUAGAAAUGAAGCGAUCCGCGCAAAAUCCUCCCAUUAUUUCCCCCAAUAAGGACACGGAAAUAAGUCAAAUAAAGCCGGAAAAUGCUAAGAAAAAUAUUAAAGUUUACGGUCCACCAUCUGAUAAUGGCAAUUUCGCUGUACCAACUGCUUUGUCAUCGAUGCCUAAGCCGAGAACGAAACAAAAUCGCCCCGUGAACUAUUUAAAUUACGCACUCAUGAAUGCCAACAAAGCUCCGGCCGGCUCCCGAACGCCGAUUCCUUCGUAUUCCAACUCGCCGAGCUACUCGCCAGAUUCACCGCAGUACAAUCCGAACUUCAACAUCUCGACAAAACAAUAUAAAUAUGCAAAUCCGCUGGCUUAUGCUAAUUUUUUGCAAAAUAUGCUGAACGAUCGAAAGACGAGCAAUGGUUCGCCACCGCAAAGCGUGCACGAACGCAAGGCAGAGCCAGUAAACGAGAGAAAGCGAGCUUGUCCUAGUCCGGAAAACAAACAAGAGCCACCCGAGAAGCAACCGAAGGUUCAAUCGUUACUCAAUCAAAUCAACAUUCCAUCAUCGCUUUCCAUCACCCUGGCCACCGAGGAGGAUGAAGCAGCCAGAGAGAAGGCUCGCAAAAGCCUACCCGAGGAGGAUAAAAAUUACAUCGAGAUCCUGAAGUUACCUGAGAUCUCAAUCACAGAAGCCGAGCGAACAACACCUCCAAAGGUCCAGUCAGAUUCCUCAAACAAGAAAGCAGCAAAAAGCCCUAGCCCUGGUAAGUCAGAGAAAAUCAAAACUCAUGGCGAGGGCAAGGGCUCUAGUCUCGAGGCGGACAAUGCAUCGUUCCAGCAAAAAUUCAUUCAAUCAAUUCGAGUGGAAAAAGAACCCAAGAGCAAGAACAAACCAGGCGCCAGGGCAGAAAAACAACUCUCGCCUGUAUUCACACCACCGACGUCAUCCCCUAACAGUAACACAUUCAAACUUCCAAAUGCCACCGUACUGAGCAACGGCAUUGUGAAGCUGAACUCCUAUCCCGAGUUAGAUCUCAUAAACAAAACUAAUGCCAGUUCAAGACCAACACCUUCGCCUCCGAAACCAAUCGCCCCCAAACACGUUCCCAUCGCUCCGAAACCGACAGGAACUUUUUUCCCACCAACUGGUACACCUUCCAUUCCUCCGCCAAAUCGUAAAAGCCUAUCACCUCCGGUCCCCAAACCGUCAGUAUCACCGGGUCAGCCAAAAUCGAAAACUCCACCAGCGAUGUCCUCAACUCCGUCGCACGCAGCGUUGGCUGCAAUGGGACCCAUGUUCGGCCUUCAAAUGAACCAAGAUAAUGCAAACUAUAAUCAGGCGAAGAAAAUGGAAUCCAAACCAAGAAGACCAUCGCAAAAAUCUCCCAAGCAAAAUGUGUUGGACCUCUCGUCACAAAACUCCGCAGCAGUAGCGUCACCUACAACCGCUGAUAAAUCCAAGGACGCCAUGAAUAUGCUAAUGAACAACAAUCUAAGCAACACACAGAAGCUCCAGGUUGCCAACUAUCUCAGCGAGGUGGCCAAGCUAAACAACAGUGGCAUGAUGAUGCCCCAGAUGAUGGGGCUGCAGCCGAAUCCACUCCUGAUGCAAGCCCUGUACCUACAGCAGUUAUCUCGCAUCGCAAGAGCCGGUAGUGACAACAGUUUGGAAAAAUGAGGUCUGGUCAAAGGCGGCACAACGACGGCGGCUUGGUCGCCUCGGGUGACGCCGACAACAGCGACAAUUGUGAUAGAUAUUCCUUAAUUCGAUUAAUAAUGCUGACGACCUUUAGCAGCAGCAGUGAGCGGCUCUCACGGAACGCAGGCGAAACAGAGGGAAAAUAUCGGCAGUAAAUCUUUAACCCAUUAUUUAGUCAGUGGAUUAUUGGUUCGGUCGUAUAUUCUCCGAAAAUUAAAACCUCAUGCUGGCGUUUGCCUCGCCAAGGCAAAGCAAGCAGACAGAAAACUAUACAACUCGUAUACGCUUAGAGUAUAUCUCUGUAAAUAGACGUCUCAGUGUUUGUGACCGGUGCUGUAAAUAAGACGAACCAAGUGUGGUGGUCUAUGUGAGAGACCAAAAACCGUCAGUAUUUUGAGAGAAUCGUUACUUUGGCUGUUUUCGAUAGAUUGAUUGCUCGUUCGUGCACAAAACGGUUCCGGAGGGAAAUGCCAUGCAAGAGCAAACGAGAUAAAAACACAAUAACAGUAUUUUUUCUAGCCUUCGUUAAUGUCGAGCUAAUGCAGGCAAUUUCACUUCUCUCGUCGCUGGCUGUUGGUUUUUUGUCCGAUUUAAGUCGUUGCCGAGCCUUCGUAAUCGCACACGUAUGUGAAGGGCAUUUAUCUUUGUUUACACUGCCGCCGGAGCAGUGCGUUCGUUCUCUAGCUAGCACGGUUUGUUCGGUUGGAUUGGAAGACGUGCAUCGUUUGUUGGAAUGAAACAGGGGCUUGCUUGGGCAUUUUUAAACCAUAGUGUGACAUGCCUAGUACGAAUAAGAAUCCGAAGACGAAGUGAUGUUAUUAAAUAGACGUAACAAGACAAUGAUAACGUUCGAUAUUGUUUAUUGCGAUGUGUAUACCUAUUUGCAUGUUAAAGUAAGUGGAUCUGUAAAUAGUAACGUUUAAGAGUACGGAUGGAAAGAACUCUUUGUUGAAGCUGGCAUUUUGUUAUAUUUAUUUUUGUUUCCAUUCUGUUAUAUUUUUCAAACGCUUGUCCUGAACAACUCAAAUAGAUAGACUAGAUAUGUAAUGAUAAUUUAUGUUUUAAAAGCACACCGAAAGAAUAUAGGAAUAUGAAAUAAUUUGUAAACUAUGUACAUAUAAAAAC
Sabethes cyaneus is the source of this 6101-nucleotide messenger RNA. RefSeq names its product polycomb group protein Psc (gene Psc). The coding region runs from base 909 to 4955 and encodes 1348 amino acids. The record is from RefSeq and is a predicted model, not a curated record. The transcript has 5 exons. NCBI's taxonomy places the organism in Eukaryota, Metazoa, Arthropoda, Insecta, Diptera, Culicidae. Gene Ontology annotation, molecular function: promoter-specific chromatin binding. Gene Ontology annotation, cellular component: PRC1 complex. Gene Ontology annotation, biological process: negative regulation of transcription by RNA polymerase II.